Messenger RNA from Oldenlandia corymbosa var. corymbosa, 522 nucleotides. The record is from the annotation of a GenBank genome assembly. NCBI's taxonomy places the organism in Eukaryota, Viridiplantae, Streptophyta, Magnoliopsida, Gentianales, Rubiaceae.
AUGGCUUCCAUGACCGCUGCUGUUGCCACCAUGGCCGGAGCCAGCAUGGCUGCUCCUUUCAACGGUCUCAAGUCGGCCGCUGCUUUCCCCAUCACCAAGAAGUCCGUCGACAUUACUUCCAUUGCCAGCAACGGUGGCAGAGUUUCCUGCAUGAAGGUGUGGCCCCCAGUUGGCAAGAAGAAGUACGAGACUCUGUCUUACCUCCCAGAUCUGACUGAGGAGCAAUUGUUGAAGGAAGUCGAAUACCUCCUCCGCAGUGGAUGGGUUCCUUGCAUUGAAUUCGAGUUGGAUGAUGGAUUCGUCCGCCGUGAGAACAACAGGUCUCCCGGAUACUAUGACGGACGCUACUGGACCAUGUGGAAGUUGCCCAUGUUCGGAUGCACCGACGCCUCUCAGGUGUUGAAGGAAAUCGGAGAGUUGAAGAAGGAAUACCCACGCUGCUGGGGCCGGAUCAUCGGUUUCGACAACGUGCGUCAAGUGCAGUGCAUCUCCUUCAUCGUCGUCAAGCCCGAGGGUUUCUAA